Molecule: messenger RNA, 2959 nt
Organism: Piliocolobus tephrosceles (Ugandan red Colobus)
Lineage: Eukaryota; Metazoa; Chordata; Mammalia; Primates; Cercopithecidae
Gene: ADRA1D
Product: adrenoceptor alpha 1D
Exons: 2
Coding region: 331-2043 (570 amino acids)
Biological process (GO): adenylate cyclase-activating adrenergic receptor signaling pathway; cell-cell signaling; positive regulation of cytosolic calcium ion concentration
Cellular component (GO): plasma membrane
Molecular function (GO): alpha1-adrenergic receptor activity
Source: RefSeq, a predicted model, not a curated record
GGGAGCGCCGCAGUGGCCGCCGCCUGCACCGCCCGGCCCCGGAGCCGCCGCUUUGCCCGCUUGCUGGGCACGAUCAGAGCGCCGCGCGCGUCGCCCGCCCCAGCUCUUCGGUGCUAGUCCACGGCCGGCCUCGAGGAGCCCGGCCGCCGCCCGGGCCAGGCAGCUCCGCUCUCGGACAGCCGCGCUCCGGGUCACAGGAACUUAGGCAGGACCCCGCCAAGACCCGUGUGUGGAGCUGCAUCUGGAGCCCCGCGGCUAUGCCCUGUGCUCCCCUCCCUGCCGGCCGCUGGUUCUGCGUCCCGGCCCGGCCACCGACGGCUGCGCGUUGAGAUGACUUUCCGCGAUCUCCUGAGCGUCAGUUUCGAGGGACCCCGCCCGGACAGCAGUGCAGGGGGCUCCAGCGCGGGAGGCGGCGGGGGCGGCGCGGGCGGCGCGGCCCCCUCGGAGGGCCCGGCGGUGGGCGGCGUGCCGGGGGGCGCGGGCGGCGGCGGCGGCGUGGUGGGCGCAGGCAGCGGCGAGGACAACCGGAGCUCCGCGGGGGAGCCGGGGAGCGCUGGCCCGGGCAGCGACGUGAAUGGCACGGCGGCCGUCGGAGGACUGGUGGUGAGCGCGCAGGGCGUGGGCGUGGGCGUCUUCCUGGCAGCCUUCAUCCUUAUGGCCGUGGCAGGUAACUUGCUUGUCAUCCUCUCAGUGGCCUGCAACCGACACCUGCAGACUGUCACCAACUAUUUCAUCGUGAACCUGGCCGUGGCCGACCUGCUGCUGAGUGCCACGGUACUGCCCUUCUCGGCCACCAUGGAGGUUCUGGGCUUCUGGGCCUUUGGCCGGGCCUUCUGCGACGUGUGGGCCGCCGUGGACGUGCUGUGCUGCACGGCCUCCAUCCUCAGCCUCUGCACCAUCUCCGUGGACCGGUACGUGGGCGUGCGCCACUCACUCAAGUACCCAGCCAUCAUGACCGAGCGCAAGGCGGCCGCCAUCCUGGCGCUGCUUUGGGUCGUAGCCCUGGUGGUGUCCGUAGGGCCCCUGCUGGGCUGGAAGGAGCCUGUGCCCCCUGACGAGCGCUUCUGCGGUAUCACCGAGGAGGCGGGCUACGCUGUCUUCUCCUCCGUGUGCUCCUUCUACCUGCCCAUGGCGGUCAUCGUGGUCAUGUAUUGCCGCGUGUACGUGGUCGCGCGCAGCACCACGCGCAGCCUCGAGGCGGGCGUCAAGCGUGAGCGAGGCAAGGCCUCCGAGGUGGUGCUGCGCAUCCACUGUCGCGGCGCGGCCACGGGCGCCGACGGGGCGCACGGCAUGCGCAGUGCCAAGGGCCACACCUUCCGCAGCUCGCUCUCCGUGCGCCUGCUCAAGUUCUCCCGCGAGAAGAAAGCGGCCAAGACGCUGGCCAUCGUCGUGGGCGUCUUCGUGCUCUGCUGGUUCCCUUUCUUCUUUGUCCUGCCGCUCGGCUCCUUGUUCCCGCAGCUGAAGCCAUCGGAGGGCGUCUUCAAGGUCAUCUUCUGGCUCGGCUACUUCAACAGCUGCGUGAACCCUCUCAUCUACCCCUGUUCCAGCCGCGAGUUCAAGCGCGCCUUCCUCCGUCUCCUGCGCUGCCAGUGCCGUCGUCGCCGGCGCCGCCGCCCUCUCUGGCGUGUCUACGGCCACCACUGGCGGGCCUCCACCAGCGGCCUGCGCCAGGAUUGCACCCGGAGCUCGGGCGACGCGCCUCCCGGAGCGCCGCUGGCCCUCACCGCGCUCCCCGACCCCGACCCCCCAGGCACGCCGGAGAUGCAGGCUCCGGUGGCCAGUCGUCGAAAGCCACCCAGCGCCUUCCGCGAGUGGAGGCUGCUGGGGCCUCUCCGGAGACCCACCACCCAGCUGCGCGCCAAAGUCUCCAGCCUGUCGCACAAGAUCCGCGCCGGGGGCGGGCAGCGCGCAGAGGCAGCGUGCUCCCAGCGCUCAGAGGUGGAGGCCGUGUCCCUAGGCGUCCCCCACGAGGUGGCCGAGGGCGCCGCCUGCCAGGCCUACGAAUUGGCCGACUACAGUAACCUGCGGGAGACUGAUAUUUAAGGACCCCAGAGCUAGGCGGCGGAGUGUGCUGGGCUUGGGGGUAAGGGGGACUAGAGAGGGAGGCUGGCGUUUUUCUAAGAGACUCCGUGCAAAUCGGAGACCCGGAAACUGAUCAGGGCAGCUGCUCUGUGGCAUCCCUUAGGAACUGGGUGGAGCUUGAGACUGGAGCCCUUGAAAGGUGAAAAGUCAUGGAGCCCCCUGCUGGUCCCAGGUGCCCAGAACUCUUUUCUUAGAAGGGAGGGGCUGCGGGCUCCGUGGGGCCAUUUGCUCCCAAUCCCUAUUUGAGAAACACUGCCCCAUCCUCCAUGCCCUGAACCCUGAGUAGACAGCCCCAGGCAUGGCCAGGAAGGCCUGCCCCUCCUCUUCUGGGGAAUGGGCACAGAAGCUUUGGCCGGCUACCCCAGUGCUUCCCUUAGGGAAAAAGUCAGUGGGACCAGGGCUCCUCAAUGGACAAAUUUCUCCUUCUUACUGCCGACUGGAGGAACCCAGUGGACCUACCACCACCACACAAGCUUUGGUGGUAGAUUGUAUGGCCGUCAUACAAGCCUGUUGUAUUUAUCCAUGGACCCACUCUUCGCCACCCAGGCUCCUCCGUGCACACCCCAUCACCUGGCCCUAGCCCUUAUUACUUCCCCUCAAGGGCCUUACUGUUUACACUCUGUACAUAGCUCAUCGUGCCUGUGCCCAUCACUUCUUGCUGGGAUUGCGAGCCACCAAUUGGAGAGCUUUAUUUGUCAUUUUGAGACAUAUUUAUUGGUAAGAGUACUUCUAUUUUGUCCAAACUGUGCAAACUGUCCCUCUUUAGCUCAUAACCCAUUAAAAAAAAAAAAACAAAAAAAAAAAAAACUACUUUUUUCCCCUAAAGUCUGUCAAGAACUAAAGAUCCGCAACGGAAUAGAUUGGGUCUACAUUCGCC